This is a messenger RNA of Lagopus muta (rock ptarmigan), 6738 nucleotides long. It is a transcript of the gene LOXHD1, whose product is annotated as lipoxygenase homology PLAT domains 1. The coding region runs from base 1 to 6738 and encodes 2245 amino acids. Lineage: Eukaryota; Metazoa; Chordata; Aves; Galliformes; Phasianidae. The record is from RefSeq and is a predicted model, not a curated record. Gene Ontology annotation, molecular function: protein binding. The transcript is spliced from 42 exons.
AUGAAAGAGACCAAAAAGAAUAAGGCAGAAGAAGAGGGGGAAGACGAGGAGGAAGAGGAGGAGGAGAACGAGGAGGUGGUGGAAGAUGUAGUUGAGGAGGCAGUAGAAGAAGAUGGGGAAGAUGAAAGCCAGAAGAAAAAGAGCAAAAAGAAAUCAAAGUCCGAGGACUCAGAAGAUGAUGGGGAAGUGAAGAAGAAGAAAAAGAAGAAGAAAAAAGCCAAGAGAAAAGAGUACAGCAGUGAGGAGGAGGAUGACUAUGAGCGCAGAAAGAAGAAGAAGAAAAAAGUUUAUGAGGUGGUGACAGUUACAGGAGAUGUCCGGGGAGCUGGGACUGAUGCCAAUGUUUUUGUUACUCUUUUUGGAGAAUUUGGGAUCACUCCCAAGACUCAUCUCACGAGCAAGAGCAGCACGGCCUUUGAGAGGAGCAAAACUGACGUGUUCCGAGUGAAAACCAACAAUGUUGGACAAAUAAAGAAAAUAAGGAUUGAGCAUGAUAACACUGGACUGAACGCAGGCUGGUUCCUGGAUCGUGUCAUCGUGACUGACAUGAACAGACCUCACCUCCGUUUUUACUUCCCUUGCAACAACUGGCUGAGCAAGGAGGAUGGGGAUGGGCUGUAUGUCAGGGACCUCAUUGGAAGCCUGAAUCCUAUGGAUGUGCCCAAAAUCAACAAAUACGUGGUCCGAGUUUUCACGGGCGAAGUCAGCGGCAGUGGAACAGAUGCAGAUGUCUUCAUUAAUAUCUUCGGAGAGAAAGGAGACACAGGGGUGAGGAAACUGGACAACGACAAAGACAACUUUGAAAAGGGAGCAGAAGACAAGUUCACGCUCGAUGCUCCGAAUUUGGGCAGGUUAAGAAAAAUUAAUAUAGGUCACAAUAACAAGGGUGGAUCUGCUGGCUGGUUUCUUGCAAAGGUGAUCAUUGAAGACAUUGGCAAUAAAUGUGUGUACCAGUUCCCAGUUGGACGCUGGUUUGCUUUAGAUGAAGAUGAUGGCAAAAUCCAGAGGGACAUUCUUGUUGGGGGUACUGAAGCCACAGGUAUUGUGUACAAUGUUGCUGUAGUGACGGGAGAUAUCAGAGGCGCUGGCACAAACUCCAAGAUCCACGUAAUCCUGCAUGGCUCCAAAGGCUUAAAGAACAGCGGGACAAUUUUCCUGGAAGGAGGUGAAUUUGAGCGCGCCAGGACAGAUCUGUUCAACGUGGAGAUAGCGUCUCUUCUCAGUCCUCUCAGCAGGGUCACCAUUGGGCAUGAUAAUUGUGGCGUCAGCUCUGGCUGGUAUUGUGAGAAGGUGGUGGUUUACUGCCCAUUCACUGGUAUUGAACAAACCUUCCCAUGUGGGAAAUGGCUGGAUGAAGAUGAAGGAGAUGGUCUCAUAGAGAGGGAGCUCUAUGAAAUGGUCUCCCUGCGCCAGAGAAGACUCAAAAAAAAUCCCUGGUCUCUGUGGAUCUGGACAAGUGACAUUAAGAACGCAGGGACAGAUGCCACCAUCUUUUUCCAGAUUUAUGGUGACAAAGGGAAGUCAGACGAAAUGAAGUUGGAUAACAAUUCAGACAACUUUGAAGCUGGACAAACCGACAAAUUCAUGAUUGAGCUCCCUGAUCUGGGCAUAUUUUACAAGCUUCGGAUAUGGCAUGAGAAAAGAAAUCCUUUUGCUGGCUGGCACCUUGAUAAGGUAACUCUGCUGAAAACGCUGACAAAAGACAAAUACUCAUUCAACUGUGGUCGCUGGCUAGAUAUAAAUGAGGAUGACAACGAGAUUGUGCGGGAGCUCCCUGCAGAGGGGUCUCUGGUGACUGAAGUCAUGCCAGUGAUAAAAUACCGAGUGACGGUUUGCACGGGGAUGGUAAGUGGCAGCGGCACGGAUGCCAACGUCUUUGUCUGCCUCAUCGGCGACCAGGGGGACACGGGAGACCGCGUCCUCUACAAAUGCAUAAACAACGUCAAUAAGUUUGAAAAAGGCAACGCUGAUGAAUUCUUCGUUGAAGCAGUAACACUGAAGCAGGUGAGGAGGGUGAGGAUAGGGCAUGAUGGCAAAGGAGGAAGCAGUGGCUGGUACCUUGCCAAAGUGAUAGUGAGGGAAGAAGGACAGCCAGAAAGCGAGGCUGUGGAAUUCCCCUGCUACAGAUGGCUUGACAAAAAUGAGGAUGAUGGUCAGAUUGUCCGAGAAUUAGUGCCUGCUGGAGAGUCACCAUUGCUAAAAAAUGUCAGUUAUCACAUCAGUGUGAAGACAGGAGACAUCCCCGGAGCCAGCUCAGACUCCAAAGUUUUCAUCAAACUCUAUGGUGAAAAAGCUGACACCAGCAAGGAGACUCUCUUGGUCUCUGACAACGAUCUAGGCAAUUAUUUUGAACGUGGCCGCGUGGAUGAGUUUACUAUAGAUACAAUGGAUAUUGGGAAGAUCAAUCGAAUACUAAUUGGACAUGAUAAUGUGGGUCUCCGGUCUGGAUGGUUCCUGGCCAGUGUCCAGAUCACGGUUCCAGUCCAGGGAAGGCAGUACAUGUUCCCCUGCAACCGAUGGCUUGACAAAGACGAGGCUGAUGGCAGGGUGGAAGUGGAGGUCUACCCAAGUGAGAUUUUGCCCAUUGAGAAAUUGAUAAACUAUGAAGUGUCUGUAGUUACUGGAGACGUGCGAGCUGCAGGCACCAACGCCAAGGUCUUCAUGCAGAUUUAUGGCGAGACUGGCAAAACUGAAUUGAUCAUCCUGGAAAACAGAUCGAACAACUUCGAACGGGGAGCCACAGACAUCUUCAAGAUAGAGGCUGCAGAUGUUGGCAAGAUUUAUAAGAUUCGGAUAGGCCACGAUGGGAAAGGCAUUGGGGAUGGCUGGUUCCUGGAAAGUGUCACACUGAAGCGCCUCGAGGAAGAAGAGGAGACAAAGGUGGAAGAAGGAAUGGAUGUCUAUACGUUUGUGGCACACCGCUGGCUAGCUAAAGAUGAAGGAGACAAGGAGCUUGUGGUUGAACUGGUGCCUGACGGAGAAUCUGAACUGGAGGAGAACACAUACGAAGUCCAUGUUCUCACUGGCACUGUGUGGGGUUCUGGGACAGACGCUAGUGUCUUCCUGAGCAUCUAUGGCAUAGGAAGAGGAGACACGGGUGAGCGCCAGCUGAAAAGGUCCAAUAACCUCAACAAGUUUGAAAAGGGCCAGGUGGACGUGUUCACCAUCAAAGCCAUUGACCUGGGUGAGCUGAAGAAGCUGCGGAUCCGCCAUGAUAACUCUGGUAGUAGCCCAAGCUGGUUCCUGGAGAGGGUAGAGAUUGUUGACCUCAAGGAGAGCACCACGUAUUAUUUCCCAUGCCAGCGCUGGCUAGCAGUUGAGGAAGAUGACGGUCAAAUUGUCAGGGAGCUGGUCCCAGUGGAUGAAGCAUUUGUAAAGAAAGAUUCAGAAAAUGAUGGCCAGUCUCUUGCAACGCUGGGCCUGGAACAGAAAGCUAAAUCCACGACAUACAUUGUGAAAGUGAAAACUGGGGACAAGAAGAAUGCUGGAACAGAUGCCAACGUCUUCAUCACUCUUUAUGGGAGUAAAGAUGAUACAGGGAUAGUCAGCCUGAAGGCCUCAAAGCUUAACAAGAACAAAUUUGAGCGUGGGAAGAUAGAUGAGUUUACAGUCGAGUCUGUCGACAUAGGAGACCUGAAAAAAAUCAAGAUAGGCCAUGAUAAUGCAGGUAAUUCAAAUGGCUGGUUUCUGGAAUGGGUGGAAAUUGAUGCCCCAUCCCUGGGACAAUGCCUCAAGUUCCCUUGUGGCCGUUGGCUGGAUAAAUCAGAGGAUGAUGGAGCCAUUGAGAGAUUCAUCUUCCCUGCAGAAUUGCAGACAACAGAAUAUAUCCCAUUUGUUCCUUAUGAGAUUACAGUCUACACCAGCGAUAUCUUUGGAGCUGGCACGGAUGCAGAUGUCUUCAUUGUUCUCUAUGGAAGUGAUGGGAUCUGCACUCAGCAAAAAUCCCUGUGCCUCAACAAGAGAGAGCAACGGAUGUACUUUGAGAGGAACUCGGUGAAUCAGUUCAUUGUGGAGCUGGAGGAUGUUGGUGACAUUAUUGAAAAGAUUCGCAUAGGACACAAUGGUGGAGGGCUGAACUCUGGAUGGCACUUGGAUCGUGUGGCAAUUCGGAGACUGCUACCCAAUGGGAAGGGUUCAGAAACUAUCACGUUUCCAUGUGAAAGAUGGCUUGCAAAGUCUGAAGAUGAUGGUGAGAUUAUCCGAGAACUGGUACCUUCUGAUAUUUUUACUGAAAAGCUCAUGAAGGAUGGGACACUUAAGCAGAUAGAAGAAGAGGUUGAAGACCCGCUGGAAGUUCACACGUACAAAAUCAGCGUGUUCACUGGAGAUAUCUAUGGUGCUGGAACAGAUGCUAACGUUUUCCUAAAUAUCUAUGGAGAUCUGGGGGAUACUGGAGAGCGGAAACUCAGCAAAUCUGAAACAAACUUCAACAAGUUUGAAAGAGGACAGGAGGACACGUUUACGAUACAGGCUGUGGACCUUGGCAUUCUGUACAAGAUCAAGAUUCGCCAUGACAAUAGCAUGUUCAGUCCUGACUGGUUCCUGGAAAAAGUGGAGAUCCUGGAUGAGACCACAGAGGAGUCGUUUGUGUUCCUCUGUGAACGCUGGCUCUCCAAAAAGAAAGAGGACAAGAAGAUAGAACGUACGCUUUAUGAGCAGAGUUACGAUGGUGAACGGAGAAGCCUGAGUGAGUCCUCCGUCAGCCUGUCGAGUCUGGAUAGCAGUGGAAACCCAAAGGAGAAAAAAUCCCGCUUGGUCAAGUCGGCAGAAGAAGGAUUAUUAAUCCCGUACCAUAUCACUGUCACGACGGGCAUUGAGUAUGACUCCAGCACCGACAGCCGAGUGUUCAUCAUCAUCAUGGGUCCUCAGAAAGUGCAGACUGAGAGGCUGUGGCUGGAUCUUCCUGAAGGAAAAGAUGAGUUUGCAGAUGGCUCCGUGGAGAAAUUCUCUGUUUGGGGCCUGGAUGUUGGGGAAAUCAAAAAAGUGGAGGUGGGACACGACGGUGCCACCCCUGAGAGCUGCUGGCUGUUGGAAGAGCUCACCAUUGUCGUGCCCACCAAAGGUGUCAUGUACAACUUUGUCUGUAAAUGCUGGCUGGCCAGAGACAAGGGUGAUGGUCUCACCUCACGGAUCCUCAACAUUCUGGAUGCAGACUGUGUCAAUGUGGGCAUCAAGAUCCUAUACGAAGUCACAGUUGUGACUGGAGACAUCGAAAGCGGUGGUACCGAUGCUGGUAUUUUCAUGACUGUCUUUGGAUCCAAUGGGAACACUGAGGAGAUGCAGCUGGAUAAAAAUGGAGAUAGAUUUGAGCGAGGCCAAGAGGACAGCUUCAUCAUGGAAAUUGCUGAUAUCGCACCCCUGAGGAAGAUGAGAAUCAGGACAGAUGCGAAGGGGAUGCGCCCAGACUGGUUCCUGGAGAGGAUAGUCAUGAGGAACCUGACUAAUCAGGAAGUGGCCACAUUUACAUAUGGUGAUUGGCUGUCAAAGGUGAAAAAUGCCAAGGGAAGUCUUGUGUGUGAGAUGCCAGCCAUGAUAAAUGAUGAGCAGAUGAUGGAGGACACCACUUAUACUAUUCAAGUUAAAACCAGUGAUAUUGGAGGAGCUGGCACUGAUGCCAACGUUUCCUUGAUUCUGUUUGGGGAGAAUGGAGACAGUGGGACCCUUGCUCUGAAGGAGUCCAACAAGUCUAACAAGUUUGAGAGGAACCAGAUGGAUGAAUUCAACUUCCCUGACAUGCUGAGCCUGGGAGAUCUCUGCAAAGUGCGAAUAUGGCAUGACAACAAAGGAAUCGCUCCAGGUUGGCACUUGGAAUAUAUUGAUGUGAUGGACUCUGCCACAGACAAGACUUUUCGCUUCCAGUGCGAUCGCUGGCUGGCUAAAGGUGAAGAUGAUGGGCAGCUCAUAAGGGAGCUGGCUUGUGCCAAUAAUGACAUCCUGGAAUUGAAGGAACGGACUGCCUAUGAAAUUGUCACAGUAACAAGCGACAGAGAUGAUGCAGAAACAAAGGAGAACAUCUGGAUCAUCUUGGAAGGAAAGCUGGGCCGCUCGAAAGAGUUCCUUAUGGAAAACUCCUCCAAGAAAAGGAGAUUUGAAAGAGGAUCAACAGAUACGUUCCAGUUUUCUUCUAAGAACCUUGGUGAUAUUGCAGCCAUCUGUGUUGGUCACUGUCCAAAGGAUGGAAAGAAGUCAUCUGCAAAAGCUGAUGUCUACUGGCAUGUCAAGGAGAUUAUCAUAACGGAGAUGGAGCUUUGCAACAAGUAUUUUUUCAAGUGCAAUGGGAAAAUCCCUCUGCGGUACAAGCGACGGGACUACAAAGUCUUUGAGUGUGCCAAGGUCAUUGAGAGCUUUGCCAGCAAAGCCCGCAGCUUGGUGCCAGUCAAAUACGAGACCAUCGUGGUCACUGGCUUUGAAAAGGGUGCGGGGACGGAUGCCAACGUGUUCAUCACCAUCUUUGGGUUGAAUGGGGAUUCAGGGAAGCGAGCCCUGAAGCAGAAAUUCAGGAACCUCUUUGAACGGGGCAAAACCAACAGAUUCUACCUGGAAACACUGGACAUGGGGGAGCUGAAAAAGGUCCGGAUUGAGCAUGACAACAGUGGGCUGGCCCCCGGCUGGCUGGUGGAGAGGGUGGAGAUCACCAACUCAGCCACCGGUGUGACCACCAUAUUUCCCUGCGGGAAGUGGCUGGAUGAGAAUCGGGGCGAUGGGUUAAUCUGGAGGGAUCUGUUUCCCAGGUAUUGA